ACAAUCUCUUUUAUUAGAUGUGAAUGACAAUAAAUAAAAAAAAAUGUCUGGAAUAUAUGAAAUAUUCGCAACAAAUUUUUAUGGACGUAAUUCAACAAAUAAUACUGUUGAAACAUCAAUGAUUGAUGAUUUAUCUCAACCAUUAGUAUUAUAUUUAUGUAUUGUAAAAGAAUCUGUCGAUAUUAUUGAUUAUAUAUCAACAAAACCAUUUGGUUCAGAUAAUUCAAAAAUUCAAAAUCGAAAAGAAGAACCAACGCGUUUGUAUAUUAUUAAAUAUCGAUCACCAGAUAGCGAUGAAUAUCAAACAACUAUAAAUGCCUUAAACAUAAUUAUUGAUAGAAUUGAGCGUAAUGAAUUAAGAGAGUUAAUAAAUUAUAAUUUAUCGUCACGUAUAUCAGUAUUUAAACAAUACAAAUCCCUGGAAACAUAUCACGAUUGUAAAUAUUUAUUGAAAAAUUUUCCUUCAAUAAAUAUUGUUUAUGUAAAUAAAUCAUUACCAUUAACUUAUAAUUAUUACGAUACAACAACAAUAUCACUUUGUACAGAUUACCAAAAACGUGUUAUGCUUGACGAUAAUAAUGAAAGAAGAAGUAUACCAUUGGGUAUGACACAAAUAUGCUGUCCAGAAAAAUCAAACGUAUUGUCAGUAUGUGAUUUUACAUUACGUAAUAAUGAAAUAAGUAAUUGGUCAGUAUGUAAAUAUAAUAACACCGGUCAAUUAAUUUCAUAUGAAGUAUGUAAAUGUUUAAAUGAAGUACCAUUAUUACGUUGGUAUAAUUUUAUUAAAAUAUUACGUUUAAGUGAUGAAUUUACGCAAAUUACAACACAUUUGGCAUAUCUUAAAACAGAAGAUAAUUUAAUAUUUUGGUUAUCAACAUUACAUACAUUUAUGCCAUCAAAAGAUGAAGAUAUUUAUUGGGAUAAUAAUCAACAUUCUAAUUUAAAAUUAUUACAUGAUAAUUAUCCAAAUGAAAUUAAUGCUGUUGAUUUAAAUUAUUCAUAUACAGAUUUUAAUAAAUUAACUUACUGUCAGAUUAUUACUAUUGAAGAGGUAUUUUUAAAAUAUAAUUUUGAUAAUAUACAAAGUAAAGAACGUACUACCUUUGCGUUUGAUAAUGACGGUAGUACGGUAAUGUUUAUUGGUUUGUUGAGUCAUAAUGUUUUGGGUGUAGAUCAUAUGAAACAUUUUGAUAAUUUAGUAUUUUAAUUAUUAUUUAAAUAUAAAGAAAUUUAUUAUUUACAAUUAUUCAUUUUUUU
Microplitis mediator is the source of this 1257-nucleotide messenger RNA. RefSeq lists its product as uncharacterized. NCBI's taxonomy places the organism in Eukaryota, Metazoa, Arthropoda, Insecta, Hymenoptera, Braconidae. The record is from RefSeq and is a predicted model, not a curated record. The transcript has a single exon. Bases 44 to 1207 code for a protein of 387 amino acids.